Molecule: messenger RNA, 1446 nt
Organism: Epinephelus moara (kelp grouper)
Lineage: Eukaryota; Metazoa; Chordata; Actinopteri; Perciformes; Serranidae
Gene: ppa1a
Product: inorganic pyrophosphatase 1a
Exons: 11
Coding region: 346-1212 (288 amino acids)
Biological process (GO): phosphate-containing compound metabolic process
Cellular component (GO): cytoplasm
Molecular function (GO): magnesium ion binding; inorganic diphosphate phosphatase activity
Source: RefSeq, a predicted model, not a curated record
ACUUCACAGCCAUGUUGCAGAAUGCAUGUGGCAGCCAUGGAGAGGGAUUAGCUGUUGUUUGCUAUUCUGGGCAAUUCUGCUUGUUUCUGUUUGUUCACGCUUGUAAGGUACAGAUGCCAAUGAUGGAUGUGAUCUGAAUUCACAGAGGGACAUACAGGAGGCAGCUCUGUCAUCUGGCCUUCACACUUCCUGUUGUCACAUGCAUGUGGCUGUCAGGUCGCUUGGCUUAAGCAGUGCGCAUGCCUGCUCCCUCUGUUUCAAUGACUGCCUGUCAGUCAGGAGCUUCUUAGUCCUGCUGGAUUAGUGCACAGACCACAGUGGGAGAGUGUGACAGCAACAAUAGACAUGAGCGUGACCAUCGAGGAGAGGGGCAGGCCCAACACCCUGGACUACAGGGUGUUUUUCAAAAACUCUGAGGGCAAAUACAUCUCUCCGUUCCAUGACAUACCCAUCUACGCAAAUGAAGCAGAGAAUAUAUUUCACGCCGUUGUGGAGGUCCCAAGAUGGACGAAUGCAAAAAUGGAGAUUGCCACCAAAGAUCCUCUCAAUCCACUGAAACAAGAUGUGAAGAAAGGGAAUCUUCGUUACGUAGCCAAUGUGUUUCCUCACAAAGGCUACAUCUGGAACUAUGGAGCUAUUCCACAGACGUGGGAAGACCCAAACCACAAGGACAGUGACACAGGCUGCUGUGGAGACAAUGAUCCUAUUGAUAUAUGUGACAUAGGGAAUAAGGUGUGCUCUCGAGGGGAAAUAAUCAAAGUGAAGGUGUUGGGAACUCUGGCUUUGAUCGAUGAGGGUGAAACAGACUGGAAGGUCAUUGUGAUCAAUACUGAGGACCCUGAAGCCGCCGACUUUAACGAUAUUGAUGAUGUAAGACGACUUAAACCUGGAUACCUGGAGGCAACUGUUGACUGGUUCAAACGAUACAAAGUCCCAGAUGGGAAACCUGAAAACCAGUUUGCUUUCAACGGAGAGUUCAAGGACAGGGACUUUGCCAUUAAAACAGUGAAGAGCACCCACGAGUUUUGGAAGGCACUGAUUUCUAAGAAGACUGAUGCUGGCGAGUUAAACUGCAUGAACACCAGUGUGUCAGACAGUCCGUUCUGCUGCUCCGCUGGGGACGCAGAGGCUGUGGUUAAGUCUGCGUGUGCUUUUGGAGACGAAGAUCCCAUUCCAAGCUCAGUGGACAAAUGGUUCUACUAUGAGAAGUAAGAAGAAAAGCCUGAGCAGGAACCUUCAUCCCUUCAUUCGUCUGGUUUCAACACAUCAGAGCAGCACAUGAAGUGGACUGGAUUUAUAUUUCAUGUCACAUUUACUCGCUUCUUUGUUCACACUUGAAUGUCUGAUGCUGUUGUGUGAUUGUGGCACCAUAUUACAUUUAAGUUACUGCAUAGCAGCCUGAUUUCAGGCUUGACAGAACAUCACAAUAAACCAUGCUAAAAGCCA